Puntigrus tetrazona (Sumatra barb) is the source of this 3324-nucleotide messenger RNA. RefSeq names its product phospholipase D family, member 7 (gene pld7). NCBI's taxonomy places the organism in Eukaryota, Metazoa, Chordata, Actinopteri, Cypriniformes, Cyprinidae. The coding region runs from base 598 to 2922 and encodes 774 amino acids. Gene Ontology annotation, molecular function: catalytic activity. The transcript has 11 exons. The record is from RefSeq and is a predicted model, not a curated record.
UUGCGCUGUACUGAGAACAGGAAACGGCGGUUAGUUCAAUUUUACACCACCAAUAACCGUCACUACGAGCUGUCAUUUCUAUUUGUCAUCUUGUUUCGUACCUGUAACUGAUAAAUAAACGCAAAUCAGUAUUCUGGUUCAAAUAGCAAAAUUACGCGUGCACUCCACCGCAACAGAUGAGCUCAUCGUCUCAUAACUUUAUUAAUGUGUUAUGUUUUGAGGCAGUUCUAUGAGAAGUACGAAUAGAUUCAGUGAGUCAGAGCUGGUUUGUCGUGUAACUCCUGGCGUGUUAGUAGGCGAGGUUCUUCUUCCUCACUUUUUCCUCUCUCUCUCUCUCUCUCUCUCUCUCUCUCUCUCUCUCUCUCUCUCUCUCUCUCUCUCUCUCUCUCUCUCUCUCUUUUUCUUCAUUAUACCGCACUGUGUGCUGUAGUUCUGCAGCCACGUCGCAGACAGAGACAGCAUCGCCCUCACAAACCUCACCGUGUUCAGCUGGACCCACGACACCUUCAUCUCCUCGUACGGUUCGUCGGGCAGGCUUUUUAUAGUAAAAGUAGUUACUCGCCGCGGAUAAAUAGAGAGUAGUUCUCCGCUGUAGUCAUGGAUCCAGAGGAUGUGCAUUUCAGAUCAGAAGAACAUUCGUUGGGUGAGGAAGAGAACGAGAAAGCAGCCUUCGAGAGGAAGGAGGAUGGAGAGGAACACCGCAAAGCAGGGAGACCGCCGCUGUCCCGCAUCCCUACCUUUCAAAGCUCCCUGGGCCGCAAGCGAGUCACCGUCCAGAGUGCAGAGUCAUCGCCGAAGACGGAUGGAUCUAUCCAGCAGAGCCAAAAAGAGAGAGCUGGCUCUACGGAGGCUGGACGAGUGAAAAUGUCCUGCUCUGCGGGGAGAGAAACGGCGUUGCCCGUCCCAUCGGCUCGUUCACACACAAGCCCCGCUGACGUUCCCUCACAGGGUGACUUAUCUUGUCACGCCUCCGCUCUUUGGGCUCCGAAAAUAAAUCAAUCUCUUGAUCAAACGCCAGAGAUUACAAAAGACUGCGAUCAGGCCGACGCGUCACUAAAGCGACCCCCGCUCAGGAAUGCCUGCGAGGCCCCUGAUCUCGUCGUGGAGCCGGUUUCUGAAUUCGAAGCCACGAGCGGAGAGACCGUCUCAGAGGACGAGCAGACGUCGUCGCGGGAUGCCGCCGUAGAGGAUCUCAGCUCGUCUCAGGCGUCUGGUCAAGCCUGCGAAGACGCUGAGGACGGCUUUGAUGAUGGAAGCGUGGGGCGAUCGCAUCGGAUCGAAGAAGAUGGCGGCACGGGGAAGGAUGCGAAAUCUGUGGAAUGCGUUCCAGAUAAGGACGACGGAUCCAUACUCGGCGGUCAAGAUGAAACGGCUAAGAUCAAGAAACCUUCAGAUAGCAGAAAACGCUUUAAAGAAACACAGCAGGGAGGCGAAACCGUCAAUACUACUCAGACAAAACAAGCCAAGACCAGAACGUGUACGCCCUCCAAGGAGACGAAAGGAAGGAGCCUUUCCCUUUUCUGUCUCUUGCCCACCGUUCUCCUUCUUUCGGGUGGAUUUGCGUCACACAUCUGGCAGUAUGGAGUCCCUAAAUCUGCGUCGCACCUGAUGUCCCAGCUGGAGCUGCACUGGAUGGAAAGUUUCUGGACGCCUCAAGACGCCUGCCCUUCUGACUGUAGACUCACUCUAGUUGAGAGCGUCCCCGAGGGCCUCCGCUUCCCUUCCGGCUCGCCACACCUGCCCAGCAUUUCGGACACUUGGACUAAUCUACUAAACGGAGCCAACCGCUCUGUCCACAUUGGUGCGUUCUACUUCACGCUCCGAGAUUCAGAUUUGGGUCUCACAGAGCCCUCGUCUGUGCUGGGCAAAAAAGUGUUUAACCAACUGAAGCAGCUGGAACCGAAAGGAGUAAAGCUGAAGAUCGCUGUAAACGCCCCUCAGACGUACAUCGCAGACACGGACGAACUGGUAGCAACAGGGGCUGAGGUCAGGGGAGUUGACCUGCAGAGCAUCACCGGAGGCGUUUUGCACACCAAGCUGUGGGUUGUGGAUAAGAAGCACGUGUAUUUAGGGAGCGCAAACAUGGACUGGCGUUCCCUCACGCAGGUAAAAGAGGUCGGGGUGUCCGUGGAAGACUGCGGCUGUCUAGCGCAGGAUGCCUCUCGGAUAUUUGACGUAUACUGGGAAGUUGGAGCACAGAAAAAUGGAUCUCUUCCUCAUUUCUGGCCGGGCCGCUUCUCCGCUCUCUCCAGUUCUAAGUACCCAUUAGCUGUUAAAUUCAACGGUGUCCCUGCACGUGUCUAUUUGUCUAGUUCUCCUCCUGCUUUAUCAUCGUAUGGCCGUUCUGACGAUCUCUCAAGCAUCUUGUCAGUAAUCGCUGAUGCUCAGCGAAUCAUAUAUGUGUCCGUGAUGGACUACCUUCCCACGUCCCAGUUCUCAGAGCCCACUCGGUUUUGGCCUGUCAUCGACUCGGCCCUCCGCGAGGCGGCUUGUGCGAGGAAUGUGGAGGUCAAGCUGCUGGUCAGUUGUUGGAGCCACUCUCCCGGCGCCAUGUUUGUUUUCCUCCGGUCUUUAUCGGUUCUCAACGAGCCCCCUCUGAGCUGCAACAUUCACGCCAAAGUUUUCGAGGUGCCUUCAACGCGAGAGCAGCAGAGGAUCCUGUAUGCACGUGUUAACCACGCCAAAUACAUGGUGACUGAUCGGGUUGUUUACAUCGGAACUUCCAACUGGUCUGAGAAUUACUUCACCCAGACGGCUGGGGUUGGGCUUGUUGUGAAUCAGACGGGUUCUGCGGUAGGGCAGGGCCAGAGAACCGUUCAGAGCCAAAUGCAGGAGAUUUUCCAGAGGGACUGGCAUUCAGAAUACGCUCAGACCCUCGCCGGCGUUCACGCGGAGCACUGCAGCGGGAAAAAGCUUACAUAAUAUACCACGCUCUUUAUUUGUUAUGUUGCUAUGCAGUACGAUUGAAAAAAAGACAAACAAGAAAACACCAAAAACUCAAAACCCUGCGGCAUUCCUGCCUACUGAUAAAUUAUUUAUGAUGUAUGUAUUUGCCCAAAUGAUGCUGUGCAUUUUUAACGUUUGUUAUAAAAUAUGGCAUAUAUUCAUUCUAGGUUGUUGUUGUUUUUUUUUGAAGUGCAUUUAUUGUAUAUUAGCAUUAUGUGACAUUUGCCGGAAUAAGGACAAGGUCCUUGAGCAAGCACUGAUCUCUGAUGUUGAACUGGUUAAACUUGCAUGUAAAUGAAGUAUUGUUGCAAUGGGUGCCUUGGCUUUAAUGACUGUAGGGAUUGUUUUCAGAUUAAACUGCCUUUUUAGUAAGAAAAA